CGGGGUUUCACCUCCAUCUCACAAUCAACGUCUCAAAAACGAAGGGUCCAUUUCGGCCACUGAGGGUUUCCGGAUCGUUUUGGUGAAUCCAUCCUUGGAACUUUUGAUCGUUGUUGAUGGUCCGAUGCGGGAAACAGUUGACGUAGAGGUUUUAAACAAGAGAAGGAGAGAAGGAAAGAUCAACCAAACGCAGUGUGUUUCUUCCAGUCACCUUUUCCCAAAGUCGGUUCUCUUCUUCGAAAGGGGGCAGACAAAGCCAGGCAUCCGUUCUUGGCGCCGUCACCGAAAAGCAUCACUCUGAAAGGACACUGCCUGUUUGUGUUCGAAAAAGCUCCCAUUAUAUAGAUCCAAAGGAUCAGAGCCCAGGCGCCUCGGAACGGUGAUGACUGCGACACCCGCGAUGACUUCGCGUUUGCUUUGCACGGCAUCCGCUUUGGUCGAAGAAGACGGAUCCUCAUAUGGUCGUGAAGAUGCCCGCAAGCUGUGCGGCAAGCAGCUCAGCCCUUAACAUAUGCGGCCGUUUGCACAGAUGUCAAAGCAGAAGAUUUGGCGGCAGCCUGAUAGAGUGGGCCAGCUGUGUCGAGCCCUUGCAACAUGGCAAUGUCCAGGUCCAUCCAGUUGCCUUCUUGGAGCAAAGUCAAGGUCUGACAGGCCCCAUAGAGAUGGUCAUGGCGCAGACUUCACCUUGGCAACUCCGAGGUGAUGCUAGUGAGCUGCGGGCCCGCCUGGCAAGGGUGGAGUCGCAGCAGCAGAAAGAGGUCCAAGAUCUCAAAUUGAAACUCACCAGCAGCGAAGCUCUCCGUGAGCGCGCGCAGGCUGAGUUGCAGAGGGAGGUGGCCUUGCGCCAGGCGGCAGAGCAGGCGCGGCAACAGCUCACGCGCAAAGAAGGGAAGGACCGUGAGGGUUUGGAGCUGGAGCUCCAAGAGCUGCGAAGAGACCUAGCUAAGGCUCAUGCGGAUAUGCAAGUGCGUCUUCGAGAGCAGGAGGCUGAGUUUCAGAAGCAAUGCCUGGAACUUCGUGCCGCGCGUUUCGAGGAGGAGCAGCGCGCUCUUCGGGAAGCGCACCUCUUGGACACUGCGGCCAGGUCGCCAGCGCCGAAGACCGGUGAAGGACCCUGGAAGAGCGUUGAGACUUCGCGUAUCGAAGGCCUGGAGGAGCUCUCCACGCUCUCCGAAGGAGCAUUGGAGGCGGUCAACAAGAUGAAACUCCUGGAGGAGCAACUACGGUCCUGGCAAGGGGAGGCUUCCACGUCACCCAAGUCCGUCAUCGACCUCCCACCCACACCGCAGUUGCAGCAGGUGUCCACCCGCCAUCGGGAGGCGGAGCUUCUGCACGAGAUGCAACAGGAACACCUCCUGACCAUCCGGCUGAAGCGACAAGCCCUCCAAGCGAGGAACGCCUCUUUGGCUCGAUCUGCUUCACUGCCCUGUUCCAUCUUGGACUUGACGAUCCCAUCGCUACUGGGGCACUCUCCGGUCAGACAGGCACAGGUGCCUCUCACCGAGCCGUCCUUGCGUCCGCCUGAGCGGCCCAAAGGGCUGGAAGCCUCGCCCAACAGCGCAGGCGCGGUGCUGGGCAGCAGCAGGUCCUUGAACGCCGUCUCGGCCGAAGGCUCUCCGCAGCGGGAACUCUUGACCGCCACGACUGCGCUCAGGGACGAGGCCAAGGCAUCGCCCUGCAGUUGCCAGGUCCUCUCGCCGGCCUUGUCUUUAGAGGCCGACGGACUGACGUACCCGGAGCCAGUCGGAGCCGGGCCGACGGAUUCGCCGCAGGUCUCUGACCGCGCCAGGCCCGGAUCGCCCAGCCAAGCUGCUGGCCGCCUACCUCCUCUCACAGGGACCACUGCGGCCACGGCUCCCAGAGGUCCCAUGGAGAAGGUGAAUGGCCCGAACGCCUCAAGCAGCCCAAGCCGCCGUCCUGAGGUGGAAACCCCGAAGGCCUCCAAGACGGAGGUGGAUGUGAAGGACAGCUUGGAAACCAGGCUUCGGGAAGUGGAGAUGGACCGUGAAAACUGGCGCCGGCGCACGGUGCUUUUAGAGGAGCAGCUACAGCGACUGGCGCAGCCGCCACCGAGUCGUCGGUCGCCCUCGAGAGAGGCUCACGAGGUGCGAUGGCGGCCUGCGGAGCUGGAACUGGAGGACGAGAAGCACGAGAAGCAGGAAGCUUGGGCACAAAAGCAGCGAAUGCUGGAGGCCCAACUGGCUCAGACGGUGGCGGAGCGCGAUCGGAUGAUCGAGGCCACCAACGAGCUGCGGGCGGAUGUGAGGCGCCUGACGGCGAAGGCGGUGCCUUCACCCGCUGGACCGGUGCUGCCUGUGACGCUGGCCUCGCCGGAGACGGGCGCAGGGCUUCGCCAGGCCCUUCAGCUGGAAGGUGAUCGCUUUGGAGCCAUGAGCGGCUCCUCGCCUGGACAAAGCAGAGGCCAGUCACCGCCGUUCCCGCCACACCGGGUCACUCUGAGCCUCCCAAUCCCUGGGGUAGGCGAAGGGUGGCAUCGGCAAGAGCUGGAGGUCGGCAGCCUCGGCAGCGCGCGCAGUGCGUCCUCCCGCGCCUCGCCGGUGCCACCGAGCACAGGCUAUUGGCCGCCGCCGCCGGUGAAUCCGCCUCCCCCGCCGCAGAUCGCCACCUUCCGCACGCCGAGCCCUCCAAUGGCCCCGCCAUUGGAAACGCCCACAGGCGACUCUUCCCCAGCUGCCUUGCGGGUGCGUGAUGCCUUGCGGAUGCUGAGCCCCAGGCGCGUAAAAUCGUCGAGCCCCUUGCCAAGGCCGGGCCGGGGCGCCGCGUGACGGAACAUCGGAAUCUCGACCCUCCGGGUCUCGAGAUGCUGGAGAGGUGCCAAAUGAAGCUGGGAAUUCGAGACUGAGAGAGCCUUUCCCAGUUGCAGGUGGCUUUUGGGACGAUGGGACGACCCCAUCAUCCCUUUUGGGCGACAUCUCGCGAACUGGGAAGGCUUGCUCCUAGCACGGUCUUUGCACGGCAGCGCGCCACCGCGCAAGCGCGAAAGCGGCCCUGGCCUUUUUCGGGGGCGGAGCUUCUCCACCCGACGACGGGCCGAUUCACGUGAAUCGGGCCUCGGCGAUGCUGCACCAACACGGUCUC
This is a messenger RNA of Durusdinium trenchii, 3099 nucleotides long. The record is from the annotation of a GenBank genome assembly. NCBI's taxonomy places the organism in Eukaryota, Dinophyceae, Suessiales, Symbiodiniaceae.